Messenger RNA from Schistosoma guineensis, 831 nucleotides. NCBI's taxonomy places the organism in Eukaryota, Metazoa, Platyhelminthes, Trematoda, Strigeidida, Schistosomatidae. The record is from the annotation of a GenBank genome assembly.
AUGGGUAUAGAUUUAUCAUCAUCAUCAUCAUCAUCAUCAUCAUCAUCAUCAUCAUCAUCAUCAUCAUCAUCAUCAUCAUCAUCAUCAUCAUCAUCAUCAUCAUCAUCAUCAUCAUCAUCAUCAUCAUCAUCAUCAUCAUCAUCAUCAUCAUCAUCAUCAUCAUCAUCAUCAUCAUCAUCAUCAUCAUCAUCAUCAUCAUCAUCAUCAUCAUCAUCAUCAUCAUCAUCAUCAUCAUCAUCAUCAUCAUCAUCAUCAUCAUCAUCAUCAUCAUCAUCAUCAUCAUCAUCAUCAUCAUCAUCAUCAUCAUCAUCAUCAUCAUCAUCAUCAUCAUCAUCAUCAUCAUCAUCAUCAUCAUCAUCAUCAUCAUCAUCAUCAUCAUCAUCAUCAUCAUCAUCAUCAUCAUCAUCAUCAUCAUCAUCAUCAUCAUCAUCAUCAUCAUCAUCAUCAUCAUCAUCAUCAUCAUCAUCAUCAUCAUCAUCAUCAUCAUCAUCAUCAUCAUCAUCAUCAUCAUCAUCAUCAUCAUCAUCAUCAUCAUCAUCAUCAUCAUCAUCAUCAUCAUCAUCAUCAUCAUCAUCAUCAUCAUCAUCAUCAUCAUCAUCAUCAUCAUCAUCAUCAUCAUCAUCAUCAUCAUCAUCAUCAUCAUCAUCAUCAUCAUCAUCAUCAUCAUCAUCAUCAUCAUCAUCAUCAUCAUCAUCAUCAUCAUCAUCAUCAUCAUCAUCAUCAUCAUCAUCAUCAUCAUCAUCAUCAUCAUCAUCAUCAUCAUCAUCAUCAUCAUCAUCAUCAUCAUCAUCAUCAUCAUCAUCAUCAUCAUCAUCAUCAUUCAAGCACUAA